This is a messenger RNA of Hemibagrus wyckioides, 979 nucleotides long. RefSeq names its product scavenger receptor cysteine-rich domain-containing group B protein-like. The record is from RefSeq and is a predicted model, not a curated record. The transcript is spliced from 4 exons. Lineage: Eukaryota; Metazoa; Chordata; Actinopteri; Siluriformes; Bagridae. The coding region runs from base 129 to 857 and encodes 242 amino acids. Gene Ontology annotation, cellular component: membrane.
UUUGGUUGCAUGAAGAAAAAAAACAAACCAAACACUGACCUUCAUUACUUCAUGAGGUUCCUUGUGAGAAGACAGCAGCAGUGGACACUGUAAUUAGCAUCAAACUGACUUACAGCUUAUGGUGCAGGAUGAGGAAUCUUCAUCUCGCUUUAAUGCUCGUCGGUGUUCUUAGAGCUUCUCUGCUGGCUGAUGGCGUUAACAUACGACUCGUUGGUGGCAACAACAACUGCUCUGGUAGAGUGGAGAUCCUGCAAUAUGGGAAGUGGGGAACAGUGUGUGAUGAUGACUGGGACCGGAAUGAUGCAGAGGUGGUGUGUAGACAGCUUGGAUGUGGUAAAGCGGUCACCGCUCAUCAAAAUGCCCACUUUGGUCAGGGAAGUGGCCCAAUUUUGCUGACUCAUGUUCAGUGUUCUGGAAAUGAAAGCAGCAUCACACAGUGCUUUUAUAGAGGAUUUGGAACACACAACUGCAACCAUGGUGAAGAUGCUGGUGUUACUUGCUCAGGUGACAUGCGUCUCAUUGGUGGCACCGACUUCUGCUCUGGUAGAGUGGAAAUCCUGCAUGAUGGUCAGUGGGGAACAGUGUGUGAUAAUGACUGGGACCUGAAUGAUGCAGAGGUGGUGUGUAGACAGCUUGGAUGUGGUAAAGCGGUCACCGCUCAUCAAAAUGCCCACUUUGGUCAGGGAAGUGGCCCAGUUUUGCUGAAUAAUAUUCAGUGUUCUGGAAGUGAAAGCAGAAUCACACAGUGCUCUCAUAGAGGAUUUGGAUCACACGACUGCAGCCAUGGUGAAGAUGCUGGUGUUUCUUGCUUAGGUACAGAAAAGCAAAGAAUCAGCUCAAACACAGUUUUAUAUUAAUUACAAACAACACAUGAUAUAUUUUACCUAUUUAAAAUUACAUUUAAUGUUGCUGAAUGUUGCUGCUGCUUCUGUAUAUUUCUUUGGUUUUUAAUCACAUGUAGAGGAUUUGAUUGACAUUA